Octopus bimaculoides (California two-spot octopus) is the source of this 2096-nucleotide messenger RNA. RefSeq lists its product as uncharacterized. The record is from RefSeq and is a predicted model, not a curated record. Gene Ontology annotation, molecular function: DNA binding; DNA-binding transcription factor activity, RNA polymerase II-specific. Gene Ontology annotation, biological process: regulation of transcription by RNA polymerase II. Lineage: Eukaryota; Metazoa; Mollusca; Cephalopoda; Octopoda; Octopodidae.
AUGGCAGCAAAAGCAACAACUUCGUCCUCCGCCAACACCACCUGCACCACCACCACCACCACCACUAACAACAACCACAACAACUUCAACAACAACAACAUCAACAACAACAACACGUCAUUGACGUUAGUGAACACACCCCCUUCGCUACACCACCCCUCCCAUACGUCAUCACACUUAUCGUCUUCGUCGUCCUCGUCACCGUCAUCAUCACUAUCAUCAUCGCUGUCACUAACAUCGCCGUCAUCAUCGUUAUCAUCGUCAUCAUCAUCACUGUCAUCGUCAUCACCGUCAUCGUCAUCAUUACUGUCCUCAGUGAAUCCGUCUUCGAACUGUUCGUCAUUGUCCACUUUGUCUCUACACAUUCCGGGUAACAACAACAACAACAACAACAACGCUGGCUGUAACAGUAGCAAUAGUAAUAGUAGUAGCAGCAGUAACAGUAGUAGUAGUAGUAGUAGUAGUAAUAGUAGCAAUUGUAAUAAUAACAAUAGUAAUAAUAAUAAUAAUAGUAGUAAUAAUGGCAGUAGUGGUGGUGUUAGCAAUGGUAAUAUUAACGGUAUGGGUGUGAUGGGGAUAGUAGGAGUUUGCGGCGGUGGUGGUGGUGGAGGUAGUGGUGGUGGUAGCGUCGGAAGUGAUAGCAUUGGGAGCAGCCGCGACGGCAGUGGUAGUGAGGGGGUUGGGGGCAUGGGUUGUAACAACAGCAACGGUGCAGGUAGUUUUGACUGUGAAGGCAAUGUGGGCGGAGGUAAUCAUCACCACAGCCACCACAACAACACUCUCAACAAUAACAACCACAACAGUCCCCAUAACAACAACAACAACAACAACACGACGUCGCUGGCGGGUGCAGUGAGUGCGGCGGCGGCAGCGCGAUCAGCCGUGGCCGCUGCUGCAGCGGCGGCCGCUUGUGCGGCUGCGCACGCUGCCGCUGCCGCCGCUGCAGAGCCGGUGACAGGCAGGACAACACCCUCGUGCCCGACCGGUUCAGUUGGAAGCAUGGCUGCAGGAGGUGGUGUCACAACACCUUUCCUUAAAUUUGGAAUGAACGCAAUACUGGCACCGGACACAACACCGAAACAAGAUGGCAUCCAUACAACAGUAAUCCCAACAAGAAUUUGGCAAGGUUCAGCUGCAGCCAUCAACACUUCCGUCAGCGCUUUCAGUAGCUGCCACCCGUCUUUGUCAUCACUCACAUCUGUAGCAUGCAGCAAGUCCUCGUGUACUUUGGGCAACCAAGGUAUCACAUGUGCUGGAUGCAAUCCUCGAGGUGCCACUCUCUACGAGAGCCAUCUACAAGGGAUUGUCAGACACCCUUAUUUUUCAGCAACGCCUUUACUCCCUAUACCGAAUACGUUUUCGUUUUUGAACAACAUCCGAGGAAAACCUCGCCGUGGAAUGCUACGAAGAGCUGUAUUCUCUGACCUUCAGCGUAAAGGAUUGGAGAAAAUGUUUCAAAAACAAAAAUAUAUUAGCAAACCAGACCGCAAAAAGUUAGCAGCCAAACUGGGGCUGAAAGAUUCACAGGUAAAAAUAUGGUUCCAAAACAGAAGAAUGAAAUGGCGAAAUUCGAAAGAAAGAGAACUUUUAUCUUCGGGUGGUACCAGAGAAUCUACAUUACCUAACAAAAAUAAUCCAAAUCCUGAUUUGAGUGAUGUUGGUAAAGGUGACGAAUCCGAUGACAUAGAGGGAUCGCCAAAAAACGAUAACUCUAAAGACCUAGAUUCCAUUUCCAGAGAAUUAAGUCCUUCGGCACAUAGUCCAACGUCUUCCUUCCAAGAAGAACACAAUUUGGACAUAAAUAUCUCCGAAAGUGACAGCGAAGAUGAAGAAAUCAAUGUAUCGUAAAAAGGAUGUGAAUACGGCAGACGAUUGGGAUAAGAAAAGAGAGGAAAAAUAAUGACUACAACUGAAAUAUGACAGUUUCCAAGUCAUUCAAUUGGUUUAUGAUUUCAUCCUUUUAUAUCGAUCCAAUUUUUUUCUGGACAUAUCAAGGAAAACAUCAAUUGAAAUAGAAACAUCUAUGACAUUUCUUUGAUUCUAAAGAAAAAACAAGAAUUUCUGUCAAAGACAUUAUUUUUAUUUAUUUCAUUUUU